Paralichthys olivaceus (Japanese flounder) is the source of this 936-nucleotide messenger RNA. The record is from RefSeq and is a predicted model, not a curated record. NCBI's taxonomy places the organism in Eukaryota, Metazoa, Chordata, Actinopteri, Pleuronectiformes, Paralichthyidae.
CAACAGGAGAGGUCAAAAAGGUGAAACACACUUCAUCAAAUAAAUUAUGCUUUUUGUAGCGUCUCACCACCAAUCUGACAAUACACACUUUUUAAUCUAUUUGCCUAAACAAGAGUGUUUAGGCAAAUUUUGUUUCUAGAUCCUAUCUGGUUGUUUCCCUCCUGACCAUCUGCCAUUUUGCCUUCUCGCUCAUACUUGGCCCAGUGAUAUACUGUUUGCUCCUCACUCCUUUCCACAUUCUUUUUCGCCUAUACGCACCAAACUGGUUCACUGAGAGGCUUCAUCCUGGCCGGCACUAUUCCAGCCAAGGGGGAAGAGGAUUUCCUGACGCUGGCCGCUUCGCGGCUCAGCCGCAGGAAACGUGUCAUUGGCGCUGCUGUAGGUGUGGCAAUGGUCCUAAUAUUGUUGGUGGCCAUUCCCCUGUUGGUCCACACAACCAAAGGGGGGAACACGGGAAAUUCAGGGAGCCAUUAUGAAAUGCUUGGAAGCUGCCGGAUGGUAUGUGACCCUUUCACCACGUCUCAACCAGGCCAGGAGCUGGCAGCUGUGUCACCAGCGCCCCAGGAUUACUCUGGGAAGAAGAUAAAGUCAGGGCUUCGUGGGCCACCAGGGAUCCCUGGUCCUCCAGGAGUACGUGGACCCCCUGGGGAGCCAGGCAAACCAGGUCCUCAGGGGCCCCCGGGUCCAGGUCCUGGUGGCUAUUCGCCCUCACACUACACUCCCAAAAUUGCCUUUUAUGCAGGGCUACGCAAGCAGCAUGAGGGGAGUGAAAUACUGAAGUUUGAUGAUGUGGUGACCAAUGUAGGCAACUACUAUGAGCCCAGUACCGGCAAAUUCACCUGCCCUCUGCCUGGCAUCUACUUCUUCACCUACCAUGUUCUAAUGAGAGGUGGUGACGGGACCAGCAUGUGGGCUGACCUGAAGAAGAACGGACUG